Molecule: messenger RNA, 1290 nt
Organism: Colletotrichum spaethianum
Lineage: Eukaryota; Fungi; Ascomycota; Sordariomycetes; Glomerellales; Glomerellaceae
Product: L-pipecolate oxidase
Exons: 3
Coding region: 1-1290 (429 amino acids)
Molecular function (GO): saccharopine oxidase activity; sarcosine oxidase activity; flavin adenine dinucleotide binding
Source: RefSeq, a predicted model, not a curated record
AUGACCGAAACCACUAACAAGUCAUACCUGAUCGUAGGUGCAGGCGUCUUCGGCGCCUCUACGGCUCUGCACCUUAUCAGAGCGCACCCGGACGCCAGUGUAACUCUCGUCGACCGCAACGCCUUUGACGCCCCCAUUCGCGUCGCUGCCUCCUGGGACUGGAACAAGGUCGUUCGCGCUGACUACGUCGACAUUGAGUACAUGCGCCUUACGCUCGAGGCCAAGAAAUAUUGGUCAGAGGAUCCCAUCUGGAAGCCCUUCUACCACGAAAGCGGCGUUUACUGGGUUUCGCCGAACAACUUUGCGGAGCAGAUGCAAGAUAACUACAAGAAACUCGGGGUUGAUUCGGGGCUUUUCUCGCUGUCAGUGGAAGAGGCGAAAAAGCAGUAUGGAGGCAUCUUUGAUGAUGCUGACUUUACCAACGUUAAGGAAGUCUUUGUGAACAAGAACAGUGGGUGGGGUGAAGCGAAAGAGGCGUUGCAGAGGACAAUUGAGGAGGCUGUCAAGCUGGGAGUCAAGUACGUCGAAGCCGAAAUUUUAAAGGUCGAGUUCGACGCCGAGGGUGCCGCGACGGGUGUGCAGACAGUCAAAGGCGAGAGCAUCAAAGCCGCGCAUGUCAUCCUGUCGACGGGCGCUUACACGGCCAAGUUGCUAGCUGACAGCGCUCCUGACCGGACUGAGCUCCACGCUGGAGACAGAUUUGUUGCCGCUGCUGUCACUGAAGGAUUUACACCCGUUACUGGCGAGAAUGCCAAGGAUUUGUAUGACGGGCCAGUCGGUAUCUCGAUGGUGCCGCCCUCCAGAGGUGCAAGCAACGGAAGUGUGCCUCACUCAAAAGACAAGACGCUCAAAUUCUGGGGCCAGAUCAUCUUCAGAAACACGCAGUCUCACCCGAAUGGAAGCCGGUUCUCCGCGCCUCCCCCAGUCUCGGACUAUGCACAACUCGAUGUCCCCAAGACUUUGAGAGACGACGUAGACUAUGCGGGGAAAAGCCUCUUUGGCAAGAACAGCGCCGACUUCAAAAACGAGAAUUACCGUAUAUGCUGGGAGGCUGUGACGCCCGACGAAGACUUCAUCAUCUCUCCGCACUCCGCGAGUAAGAAUCUCUACGUCGCCACCUGCGGGUCUUUCCACGGUUGGAAAUUUCUGCCCAUCUUGGGCAAGUAUGUUGUACAGAUGCUAGAGGGCUCUCUUGAAGAGGCUUUGGCAAAGAAGUGGUCGUGGGAUCGAGUUCUUCCUCCUCCCACUCAUAGAGCUUGGCCUAGGAGGGAGCUUAGCGAUUUGAAGUAA